AUGGAAGAAACCCCCCCAAUAUCAUCUUCUGGAGUGUUUCCUCUUGUACAAAUUGAUAAUCGCUCUUUCUCCCUUCUAUACAAUGCCUCAGGAGGCCCGAAGUCGCACGUCUUGACUGACUUUGGGGGCCGCAGGGAAUAUGUUACAGUUGAAGCUCCAGCUGCAGAAACUUCUACAUUAAAUACCUGCACCAUUCAGUCAUCACCCGCUGACAAACAUAACCGCAGGAAAAAGAGAAAUGCAGCAGCAGCAGCAGGAGCAGCAGCGCCAGCAGCAAGUAGAACACUUGAAGAUCCACAGACAUGCGCUGCAAGAGAACUCAUUGAAGAAACAGGGGGCCUCUGGGGCCUCUGGAAUAUUCUGCAGCAGCCUCUUCUAUCGAAUGAACCUCACCCAGACGCACGCAUACGCGUAGAACAACGGCUGCAGCAGCUGCUGCAGCAGCAGCAGCUGCAGCAGCAGCAGGUGCAGCGGCAGCAGCAGGAAGAUGUGUGUGCUUCAUUUUCUCGGCUUCGUUUAACAGGUGGAAGCGGCAUUAAGCAGCAAAAUGUAUCUGCUGCAGUUGCAGCUGCGGCGCAGCUUUUAAAAGAGUGUAAGAAGGUUGGCGAGGUGUACAAAGAGCGCUAUCUUUCUUCUUACUUUCUCUUCCCUUCUUUACCUUGCUCUCUCUUCGCUAACUUGAGAGCAGAAGAAGAUAAAGUACUAUCAAGAGACCGCAGAUUUUUUCUUUUGGAUUUAGCCAGUUGUGGGGUGUACGUACACCCCAAAGAGGAAGAGACAAAAGAAGAAAACUUCAAUAAAAAGACAGAAAGGCUCUGCCCGUUCGCACCUCUUCAUAUCCGUCUGUCUUCUCCUCAACAUUUCGAUUUGCUUAAACGCCUCGUUCACUUAGCACCACACAACAACAAACCUGCUGCUGCUGCUGCUGGUGCUGCUCCCGCUGCUGCUGCUGGUGCUGCUCCCGCUGCUGCUGCUGCUGCACCCGCUGCUGCUGCUGCUGCUGAUCAUGAUGAGGCUGUUGAUGGGCGUCAGGCUGCAGCAGCAGCAGCAGGGGGCAGAGAGGAAGCAACAGCAGCAGCAGAGCCUCCCACAGCAGCAACUGCUGCCGCUGCUGCAGAACCACCAGCAGCAGCAGCAGCAGAAACUGCUGCUGCUGCUGCUGAUGUUGGAAUUGAGAAAGCAGAUCAGUUGUGGCCUACCGCGGGAACAAGCAGCAGCAUCAGCACCAGCAGCAGCAUCAGCAUCAGCAGCAACAGCAGCAGCAGCAGCAGCAGCAGCAGCGAUAAGGAGCUGGGGGAUUUGCUGCUGCAGCUGCUGCUUCCUAGACAUUACCGUACGCUGCAGCAGGAGGAGCAGCUCAAGGAGUAUCUGCGCAUGCACUGUAAUGGAUUAAUGAAGAGAUGCAAAGCCGAGCACAAACAAAACUCGAAAAGUCGUGGGUUCUGUGGGAUUGGUGCUGCUGUGCAUGCGCUGCUGCAGACUUCUUUAUGGUAA
Messenger RNA from Eimeria acervulina, 1494 nucleotides. RefSeq lists its product as hypothetical. The record is from RefSeq and is a predicted model, not a curated record. The transcript is spliced from 2 exons. Bases 1 to 1494 code for a protein of 497 amino acids. NCBI's taxonomy places the organism in Eukaryota, Apicomplexa, Conoidasida, Eucoccidiorida, Eimeriidae.